AUUUGAUCACAGAACAACACAUCACAAGGGACAGGAUAAAAACAGUGCACCCCCAGAAAAAAAAGGAAGUUGAGAACAGAACCAUACAAUGUUGUUUUCUUAUUCCCUACAAGAGGCCCUUGGAGGCUGCUCAAUUGGAUUAGGUCAAUUUCAGCAUCAGAUAGAGAAUAUCUUAGCCCUUUUAAUAUUAAUGUUUUGCAACAACUUCUUUAACAGCAGAAACCACCCACUGUUUUCCUCUCUAGAUUAAAGUUCUAUUUAUGCUUUUGGUGUUUGAGAGAGAUCAUUAACAAAUAUGGUUGCUGUGUUCAACAAAGAGCUUUUGAGCUGGUACCUCAUCACCCUCAAACUCAAAGAAACUGUAGAAGCUGGGAUUCCAAACUUACCAGGAACACCCACCUCUGCUAGAUCAAUUGAAUUAUCAGAAGCCCCUCAGCAUCAGCAACCAAACGAUUCACUGCAGAUUGUGGUUAAUGGUGAUGGACAAAAUUUUGCAGAGGAAACCAAUCCAUCAGAUUCUGAAUGGGUGAUCUCCAUCAAGGAAAAACUUGAGCAAGCCCAUCAAGAUGAUGCUGCAGAUUCAUGGGCAAAGCUCUGCAUCUACCGAGUUCCCCACUACCUUAGAGAAGGCGAUGACAAAGCCUACAUCCCGCAAAUUGUCUCCUUGGGGCCUUACCACCAUGGCAGAAGACGCCUUAGAAACAUGGACCGGCAUAAAUGGCGAUCCCUUCAUCAUAUCCUCAAGCGCACCAAUCAUGACAUACAGAUCUAUCUGGAUGCCAUGAAGGAACUUGAAGAAAAAGCUCGUGCCUGUUAUGAAGGAACAAUCUGUCUUAGCAGCAAUGAAUUUGUGGAAAUGAUGGUGCUUGAUGGUUGCUUCAUACUGGAGCUCUUCAGAGGCGUUGCCGGGGGAUUCAAGCACCUGGGUUAUGCUCGAAACGAUCCCGUCUUCGCUAUCCGUGGCUCAAUGCAUUCAAUUCAGCGAGACAUGAUAAUGCUUGAGAACCAAAUUCCACUCUUUGUUCUUGAGAGGCUGCUAGGAAUUCAGCUGGGCCAGCCUGAACAGAAAGGGCUUGUAGCCAAGCUAGCACUCCGAUUCUUCGACCCAUUGAUGCCAACAGAUGAGCCAUUAACAAAAAGUGAUAGGAACAGAUUGGAGUCAUCACUUGGAUAUACAACCACCUUUGACCCCUUAGGCGACCAAGAUGGCCUUCAUUGCCUUGAGGUGUUCCGAAGAAGUCUGCUGCGCACAGGACCGAGACCUGUUCCUAGGAUUUGGAUGAAGAGAUGGUCACAUUCCAAUCGCGUUGCAGAUAAGCGGCGACAACAGUUGAUACACUGUGUGACGCAGCUGAGAGAGGCAGGGAUCAAAUUCAAGAAAAGGAAGACUGAUCGCUUCUGGGAUAUAAAAUUCAAGAAUGGGAUUCUCAGGAUUCCUAGGCUGUUGAUCCACGAUGGUACUAAAUCGCUCUUCCUCAACCUCAUUGCGUUCGAACAGUGUCAUCUGGAUUGCAGCAAUGACAUUACCUCGUAUGUGAUAUUCAUGGACAGCUUGAUCAACUCUCCGGAGGAUGUGGGAUACCUCCACUACUGCGGAAUAAUGGAGCACUGGCUUGGCAGUGAAUCGGAGGUUGCAGACCUCUUCAACCGCCUCUGUCAAGAGGUGGUUUUUGACAUCAAUGACAGCUACCUAUCAUCCUUGUCGGAGCAGGUAAACAAGUAUUACAACCACAGGUGGAAUGCUUGGCGUGCUAGUUUGAAGCAUAACUAUUUCAGCAGCCCCUGGACGAUCAUCUCGUUUGUGGCUGCUGUUGUCUUAUUGGCGCUCACUUUUGCACAAACCUUUUAUGCAGUAUAUAGCUACUACAGGCCUGGUUGAGUGACCUAAGUCCGGCCCCUGAUAUUUUCUCUCUUUCGUCUUUUCACCUGAAUUUCACGAAGAAAGUGGUAUAUAGACGACGACUUCCACAUGUCACCCAGGCUUUUUCUUAUUUUUAUUUUAUUUUAUUGAUGGUGGGUAAUCAAGAGUUGCUGGAGAAUGAAACUGAUUGUCAGAAUGUCUUCUAUUUGGAUUUUUGCUUAAGUUUGCCUCGUGAAUGAAAGUGUGAAUCCUGGUUUUUAGGGGUUUUUGGCAAAGA
Vitis riparia (riverbank grape) is the source of this 2138-nucleotide messenger RNA. Its product is annotated as UPF0481 protein At3g47200. The coding region runs from base 296 to 1879 and encodes 527 amino acids. The record is from RefSeq and is a predicted model, not a curated record. The transcript has a single exon. NCBI's taxonomy places the organism in Eukaryota, Viridiplantae, Streptophyta, Magnoliopsida, Vitales, Vitaceae.